This is a messenger RNA of Sabethes cyaneus, 3768 nucleotides long. RefSeq names its product E3 ubiquitin-protein ligase AMFR-like. NCBI's taxonomy places the organism in Eukaryota, Metazoa, Arthropoda, Insecta, Diptera, Culicidae. The record is from RefSeq and is a predicted model, not a curated record. The coding region runs from base 628 to 3108 and encodes 826 amino acids. Gene Ontology annotation, biological process: ubiquitin-dependent protein catabolic process; protein K48-linked ubiquitination; endoplasmic reticulum unfolded protein response. Gene Ontology annotation, cellular component: ubiquitin ligase complex; cytosol; endoplasmic reticulum. The transcript has 10 exons. Gene Ontology annotation, molecular function: ubiquitin protein ligase activity; ubiquitin binding.
GGCAACGGGUGUGUGCGCGCGACGACGGUAUAUUUUCAUUUCUAGAGGCUGGCUGGCUAUAGAGCUGUCAGCCAUCGAGCGAACACGGACACGGACACGGGUGAGAAGGUGCAAAAAUCGCGAUAAAUCGUUCUGCAGAUUUGCAGCCAGCAGCAGCGGACUUUGCGACGAAAAUAAUAGUGAUAAUCUUUCGCCGAUUAACGAUUCCGCAAAAGUGGGAUAAACCGAGAUACAGUGGAAGGUGUUACUGGAAAAAAUCUCCCGGAAGAAAUUCGCGUAUUGCGCUGUGGAAGUGAACGGGCAAACGUUUCCGAACCAAGUUGUGAAAUUGUGUGGAGGUGUUUUUUUCCCUUCGGUCAAUUUGAAUGGUAUUCAAUUUUUGAGAAAUAAGAAACUGCCGAGUCCUGCACAAGGAAGAUCAUCGUUUGUUCGAGUUAUGCGGUAUUCGAAAGAUACUCAGUGUUGACAGUGCGGAAUAUUCUUUCUCUACUCGGCCAGUGUGAAAAUGUGUAAAAGAAGCAGUGUAGAUUAGUGCAGUGCGUCCCAUGUUCCUAUUUGGCAGGUGAAAGUUUAUAUUGAAAAAUAAAUACACAGCGUCAGAUCCGUCAGUAAAAUAGCAGCGCAAAAAUGCCGGUCGUUUUGAACGGUUCGUUACCGUUGCCCAGUAUUAGAGUUUACACCAGCGCAAGUAUUCUGCUGGUUUCGAUCUGUCUGUACUACGCGGUCAGUGUGACGAGUGACCCAUUUUGGCGGCAGCUGAGCAAUGUUACUGCAAGCUCCUCCGGAGGAGCAGGAGCCGUAAAUAGCCUGCUGUCCGGGGCGGCAGCCGCUGCCGGAGAAGCUGCUGCUGCAGGAGCCGCAGCUGUGCCCGCUCCAAACAAACUGGACGCGGUGCUAACCGUUAAGGAGAUCAAUGAUCUCGAAGAGAAGAUACUAGCCGCAUCCGAUGUCGAUCUGAAGCAAAUGAUCGAACAUGAAGCCGACCUGCUGGAGCGGUCGGUGGCCAAUGAUUCGAGAACGAUCGGAGCCCAUCUGAGGGAUGUGGCUUCCUUCAUGGGCAGUGAACCGAUUUGCAUUUGGACCUUGAUCAACAUGGCUUAUUGCUGUCUGGUCCUGCUCGGCAAAUCGAUCCAGAAGGUGGUCUUUGGUGAACUACGAAUCUCAGAGCAACAGCACAUGAAGGACAAAUUUUGGAACUUUAUAUUCUACAAGUUCAUUUUCGUGUUUGGCGUCGUUAAUGUGCAGUAUCUACACGAGGUCCUGCUGUGGGUGUCGUGGUUUUCUGUGCUCGGUUUCCUUCAUCUACUGUCGCAGCUGAGCAAGGAUCGAUUCGAAUACCUUUCGUUCAGUCCAACAACGCCAGGAUGGUCCCAUUUUCGACUGAUUGCACUACUGUCGGCGAUCCUCACGCUGUCCGGCUUUAUGCUGAUCGUCUCCAUCGGAGUGGGCGUUUUCAUCAGCGGUGUUAACACGUUCGCCUUCAUGGCGGCCGAGUGUGUCCUGCUCUCGAUACGAACCCUACACGUGCUGAUCCGCUAUGCAAUGUUCCUAUACGAUAUGCGCCAGGGAGGAAUAAGCCAUGAAUCGAUUUCGUGGGAUAAACGCGGUCCUGUGGCUUACUAUAUUGAGCUGUGCUUCGAGGUGGCUGCCUUGAUCGUCGACUUCGGCCAUCAUCUGCAUAUGCUGCUGUGGAGCAACAUCUUCCUGUCGAUGGCCAGUCUGGUGAUUAUCAUGCAGCUGCGCUACCUGAUUAACGAAAUCAAACGAAAGAUCAAGAAGCACCGCAACUAUUUAUGGGUUUUGAACCACAUGGAGAAGAGCUACCCGCUGGCGACUUCCGACGAUCUGAAGCAGAAUUCCGAUAACUGUGCGAUCUGCUGGGAGAAGAUGGAAACCGCCCGCAAGUUGCCAUGUUCGCAUUUGUUUCACAACUCCUGUCUUCAAUCGUGGCUCGAGCAAGAUACCAGCUGUCCGACGUGCCGGCUAGGGCUGAGCGUUCACCAGAACAACGUCAAUCUGCUGCCGAAUGAAAUCCGUAUCGACGAUACGGAACCGGCCGGCCGAACAGCGAACAACCACUUUUUCCAUUUCAACGGUUCCCGGUACGUCUCCUGGCUGCCGAACUUCUCCGUCGAGGUGACCCACAUAAACUCUGUCCUGCGAAACGAACCGAGCCCGCGGGAAACGGCCGCAGCUAAUCAUACCUCUCAAAUCCGAAACAUGGCUCGUCACGUGCAGGAAAUGUUCCCGCACUUUCCACUGUCGACACUGAUAGCCGACCUGCAGAUUUCCCGCUCGAUCGAGGUCACGAUCGAUAACAUUCUCGAGGGACGUCUGCAGGUGCCGGCGCGUUUUCAAGAGUUUGACGAUCUGUUGGACGAUGAUUCGACCGUGAACACCGCAUCCAGUACCCCGAACCUUUCCAGCAACGACAGUGGUAGUAUUAUAAGCAAUAGCACCAGCUUCAACAGUACGCCGGUCGAGGGCGUUGCGGACUUUCCUGCCAUAUCGUCCAGCACAGCGCAGUACUACGUCAAUGACGUGAAUGGUGAGCUCGGCUCGGGUGCCCACUACGAGUCGACUGCGUCGACGCUUUCCUCGACCGGGAGCAACAGCAGCGGUUACGAGGUCGAACGGAGUACCAACAUUUUCGGCAACUUCGACCAUUUGCUGCGCGACGAAAGCUUCGACGACGUUCCGCUGGGGGAUCGCUUUUCCAAGAGUUCGGAGGAACGGGAGCGCAUCCUGCAGCGACGGAAGGAACAGUUGCUCGCCAUGGCGAGAAGAAAGUAUUUUGAGAAAAACAAAUCCGACCUAAACCAGUCCCCCGCCGGGGGCAGACACUACAGCCAGGGUGAUGCCGUCCGGCAUCGUAACAAGAGCUGCAUGGAAGAGAACGAUCCCUCCUUGCCGGCGCAGCAUUCAUCUCAGCAUUCGUCCAUGUCAUCUUCGUCGUCGCUAGCGGCGGAGAUCGUCCCGGUUGCGUCCUCCUUUUCCUGCUCCUCCUCCUCCUCGGUGCCAUAUUCGUCCUCCCCGGUGCGAGCUCCGAGCGGAGGAGGACCGGCGACGACAACCAGUGAACAACCGUUUCAACAGUGGCCAAAUUAACUAACAAAAAGAAAAGAAAAACAAGACAAGAGUAACUCAACUUUUUGCAACUCUAAAAAGAAACAAUAAUUGUGAUCAUUAUCGAGUAGAGAAAGCUGUCAAACAAAACAAAACAAGCAAGAAAAAAACACAAACAUUAACAAAAAUGCAAGCAAAGGGCGUAAAUCAACAGUAUCAACUUAGUGAAUUAAAUCUAUAAUAAACAGACAACAAGAAAGAAAAAAAAACAGAUAAAUUUUAGCAACGUUGACUCGGAGAGUUAACACAUCUCUUUGAGACAACAACAGAACAGAACAAUUAUUCUUAGGUUAAGUGUGAACAAAUAAAGAAAAAAAACAAACGGUAGCGCCCGAGCUGAGCAGUGUGCUUCGGUGUGCGAAUUAAUAUUGCGCGAACACAGCGGAAGUUGAACACCCAACAGCGGAAGUUGAAGAAAAAAAAACUAUGAAACAAAUGAUGAUAAGAACACUGAACUGCAAGCGUUGUGAUGUUAUUUAUUUAUUUACUACUACUAUUACUACCUACAUAUAUAUUAAUAGUAAUGCGAGAACUAGUGAACUUCAGGCAAAACGUAUUUUAACGUCGGUGGACAAUGAAACAAUAUGGCGAGAGGAACUGAAACGCGAGAAGAAACAAAGUCCUUAGAGUAUGUAUAAUAAA